Molecule: messenger RNA, 5601 nt
Organism: Apodemus sylvaticus (European woodmouse)
Lineage: Eukaryota; Metazoa; Chordata; Mammalia; Rodentia; Muridae
Gene: Rapgef1
Product: Rap guanine nucleotide exchange factor 1
Exons: 24
Coding region: 74-3334 (1086 amino acids)
Biological process (GO): Ras protein signal transduction; positive regulation of GTPase activity
Cellular component (GO): plasma membrane
Molecular function (GO): guanyl-nucleotide exchange factor activity
Source: RefSeq, a predicted model, not a curated record
CGCGGCGAGCACCGGUCCAGGAGAGCGGCGGGCGCGCCGGCCUCUUACCCCGCAGCGGCCCGGCCGGGGCCCGAUGAGCAGCGGCCUCGGCCUCCGGCCCAGCCCGGAAAUGUCCGGCAAGAUCGAGAAAGCAGACUCCCAGCGCUCUCAUCUCUCCUCCUUCACCAUGAAGCUGAUGGACAAAUUCCACUCUCCCAAAAUCAAGAGAACGCCAUCCAAGAAGGGAAAGCCAGCUGAGGUGUCGAAGACUCCUGAGAAGCCCACGAGUAAAGAGGCAAGAGACAGAUUUCUACCAGAGGGCUACCCUAUCCCCUUGGAUCUGGAGCAGCAGGCAGUAGAAUUUAUGUCCACCAGUGCUGUGGCUUCCAGGUCUCAGAGGCAGAAGAACCUGUGCUGGCUGGAGGAGAAAGAGAAGGAGGUUGUCAGUGCCUUGCGCUACUUUAAGACCAUUGUGGACAAAAUGGCCAUUGAUAAGAAGGUUCUGGAGAUGCUCCCAGGGUCAGCCAGCAAAGUGCUGGAGGCCAUCUUACCCCUGGUACAGACUGACCCUCGGAUCCAGCACAGCUCAGCCCUCUCCUCCUGCUAUAGCCGAGUAUACCAGAGUCUCGCCAACCUGAUCCGAUGGUCUGACCAGGUGAUGCUAGAGGGAGUGAACUCAGAAGAUAAGGAGAUGGUGACGACCGUGAAGGGUGUCAUCAAAGCUGUGCUGGAUGGAGUGAAGGAGCUAGUGAGGCUAACCAUUGAGAAGCAGGGGCGGCCAUCACCAACAAGCCCAGUGAAGCCCAGUUCCCCAGCCAGCAAGCCUGACGGUCAGCCUGAGCUCCCUCUCACAGACCGAGAAAUGGAGAUUCUGAACAAGACGACAAGUGUGUCACCAUCUGCUGACCUGCUCCCAGACUCCACCAGUGAAGAGGUCGCGCCCCCCAAGCCCCCUUUACCUGGCAUCCGGGUAGUCGAUAACAGUCCACCAGCAUUACCACCCAAGAAGAGGCAGUCUGCUCCAUCCCCUACCCGGGUGGCUGUGGUCGCCCCCAUGAGUCGGGCUACCAGCGGCUCCAGUUUGCCUGUUGGAAUCAAUAGGCAGGACUUUGAUGUUGAAUGUUACACCCAGAGGCGCCUGUCAGGAGGCAGCCGCUCCUGCGGUGGUGAGUCUCCUCGCCUGUCCCCCUGCAGCAGCACAGGCAAGCUCAGCCGGUCAGACGAGCAGCUGUCCUCUCUAGACAGGGAUAGCGGGCAGUGCUCACGGAACACAAGCUGUGAAACACUAGAUCACUAUGACCCUGACUAUGAAUUCCUCCAGCAAGACCUCUCCAAUGCAGACCAGACCCUUCCACAGGCAGCCUGUAGCCUCAGCCCACUGCCGGAGUCCCUGGGGGAAUCUGGGACUCCAUUUCUUGGCCACCCUUUCCAGCUGCCUCUGAGCAGCUGUCCCCAGCAGGAGGGGCAGCAGACAGACACUCCACCUGCCCUUCCUGAGAAGAAGCGUAGGAGCGCAGUCUCCCAGACCACGGACAGCUCUGGCUGCAGGGUGUCCUAUGAGCGACACCCCUCACAGUAUGACAACAUCUCAGAGAGUGACCUGCAGAACCCAGUCCCAGGCCAGCCUGUGCCCUACCCGCCUUUUGCUGCUAUCCUGCCCUUUCAGCAGGGAGCUUCCUCCGCCCCUGCUGAGUUUGUGGGUGAUUUCAGUGUUCCUGAGUCAGCAGGUGACCCAGAGAAGCCACCUCCUCUACCAGAGAAGAAAAACAAACACAUGCUGGCCUACAUGCAGCUGCUGGAGGACUACUCAGAGCCACAGCCCUCCGUGUUCUACCAGACGCCGCAGAGUGAGCACAUCUACCAGCAGAAGAACAGGAUGCUCAUGGAGGUCUACGGCUUUGGCGACGCCUUCUGCGGCAGCGAAUCCACACCGGAGCUGGCCCCUCCACCCGCUUUGCCCCCCAAGCAGCGGCAGCUGGAACUGCCAUCUGGGAAGGACGGACAUCCCAGAGAUCCCUCAGUCAGCAGUGCAUCUGGGAAAGAGAGCAGAGAAAAUGGGGAGAGGUCCCCGAAGUCACUGGAUAGUCUGGAGUCAGCCCAGUCAGAAGAGGAAGUGGAUGAACUGUCCCUCAUUGACCACAAUGAAAUUAUGGCCAGGUUGACACUCAAGCAAGAGGGUGAUGAUGGGCCUGAUGUUCGUGGAGGUUCAGGAGACAUCUUACUGGUCCAUGCUACUGAGACAGACAGAAAAGACCUCGUACUGUACUGUGAAGCCUUCCUGACCACCUACAGGACCUUCAUCAGCCCCGAGGAGCUCCUCAAGAAGCUGCAGUACCGAUACGAGAAGUUCUCUCCCUUUGCUGACACAUUCAAGAAGCGAGUGAGCAAGAACACAUUCUUUGUGCUGGUGCGAGUGGUGGACGAGCUCUGCCUGGUGGAGCUGACAGAGGAGAUCCUGAAGCUGCUGAUGGAGCUAGUCUUCCGCCUGGUAUGCAGUGGAGAGCUCAGCCUGGCCAGAGUUCUCCGGAAGAACAUCCUGGACAAGGUGGACCAGAAGAAGCUGCUCAGGUGUGCCCAUUCCGACCAGCCUCUGGCAGCCAGGGGUGUUGCAGCCAGGCCAGGAACCUUGCAUGAUUUCCACAGCCACGAGAUAGCGGAGCAGCUGACACUGCUGGACGCCGAGCUUUUCUAUAAGAUAGAGAUUCCUGAAGUUUUGCUUUGGGCCAAAGAGCAGAAUGAGGAGAAGAGCCCCAAUCUGACCCAGUUCACAGAGCACUUCAACAACAUGUCCUACUGGGUGCGAUCCAUCAUCAUGCUGCAGGAGAAGGCCCAGGACCGGGAGAGGCUGCUGCUGAAGUUCAUCAAGAUCAUGAAGCACCUGCGCAAGCUCAACAAUUUCAACUCCUACCUGGCCAUCCUCUCAGCGCUAGACUCAGCCCCCAUCCGCAGACUGGAGUGGCAGCGGCAGACCUCAGAGGGCCUGGCUGAGUACUGCACAUUGAUUGACAGCUCGUCCUCCUUCCGAGCCUACCGGGCUGCCCUCUCAGAGGUGGAGCCCCCAUGUAUCCCAUACCUAGGUCUGAUCCUGCAAGACCUGACCUUCGUUCACCUGGGAAACCCAGACUAUAUUGACGGGAAAGUAAACUUCUCCAAGCGGUGGCAACAGUUCAACAUCUUGGACAGCAUGCGGUGCUUCCAGCAGGCGCACUACGAAAUCCGGAGAAACGAUGACAUCAUAAACUUCUUCAACGACUUCAGCGACCACCUGGCCGAGGAAGCCCUGUGGGAACUCUCUCUGAAGAUCAAGCCUAGGAACAUAACACGGCGAAAAACAGACCGUGAAGAGAAGACCUAGGAGCAGACUGGCUGUGAGCACACUCAAGCAGCCAGGAGAGGACCUGGGCCGUCCCAGCCCCAGCCUGUCCGUGGCUUGGCUGUGUGGCAGCACCUGAGUCUGCUGGUUUCUUGCCUCCCUCCCUAUGGCUAAAGUCCCAGGGUUCACAGUGAGCUGGCUGGCAGGCCUCAGGACUGGCUUGUGUAACUGGUGGGCCCUGGUCUGGUUUUGUUUUCUGUUUUCUGUCAGUGCUCCCUCCUGUUCCCUACUGUCCCCUCCACCUGGGGAGCAGAAGAAACCUGAGCAGCAGGCCAGGGGAAUGGCGGGCUUCCCUCCCCCCAAGGCUGCCCGAUGAGUAGAGGCCCUGGGACCCUUGGGUAGACUGCCCUCCAGGGAGAUGUGGCCAGGAGACGGCAGGAGGUAGAAAUGGCCACGGCAGGCGUCUUUUGCUGUCCGCUUCCUGCCUUUGAAACAUGAAGGGUGAGGCAUGCUGACCUGGCCCAGAGAGUGUGAUGGGUGAUAGGCAAGAGCCACAGGGCUGACACGGCUCACGGCACUGGCCCCAGCCCUGUCCUGCCUUGCGCGGCCCACUAAGGCUGACCUGCUGGGCUGACAGCAGCACCAGUAGCCCCUUCCGGCCUGUUGCCCACCGCUGUCCAGCCCCAGCCCCAGUCCACAUCACCGGUACUCUGGGGCUCAGGAAAAGGAGGCAGAAGGGAGGGAGAGUCCAUGCUGAGCUGGGGCCAGGGCUGUGCUUCCAAGUGGCUCAGAGAGUGAGGAUCUUCUGUGACCUGGGGAGAGGCAAGCAGCCCCUCAUGCUUGCUGUGUGCCUUAAAUGCCACCUCCUGUCCCUGCCAGGCCGUGGGCUUCCCUCCUCCUUUGCCCCAUCCCGGCAGCCAGCAGGUUCCUAGUCCCUGUUUGCUCCCUGGGAGUGUCUGUUGUUCCCAAGAAGGCUAAGCAGGCCUAGGAUGUGAGGCCUCCAGAGGCCUCCUGACUCCAGACAGGUGGCAGAGCCACCCCUGCUGCUGAGGUUGACAAUCUGUUCAGGGCUCAGGGCUAGGAUGUCCCUGGCCAUGGCUCUGUGGCCACCACUAUGGGCUAAUCAGCAGGGUGCAGGUCAGAAUUGAGAGGUGCUGCUGGCCCUGCACCACGCCUCCAGUUAGCUUGGCAUGGACAAGCACCCUCUUCUUCUGGUCACAGGGCUUGGUCAGACAGAUACCGGGAUCUCUGUGCUUCCUCAGCCAGUCCCAGAGCAGAAGAAGCGACAGCAGCAACUGCUGGCCGGUACUAGUUUGCAACAACUGUCACUCUGGACCCUCCUGGUUUUUGUUUUGUUUUUUGUUUUUGUUUUUUUUAGCAGCUUUUAUCAAAUAAGAACUGUGGGCCCCUCUUCUGUUUAUUUGUGCUGUAAAUAGAGAGGGGACUUCUGUAAACAGCCCCUUGGCCGGCUCCCUCUGGCAGCAGCCGGUACUGGAUUGUUUAGGGAGCAUGUGUGGAAUCAGGCUUGUGAGCAGUUGUGUGGGUCUUUGGUUUGUUUGUUCCUCUUUUACAGGUCCUUUCAUUUCAGUCUUUGCUCCUACUUCCUGUCCUUCACCAGCUCUGAGUGCUGCUGUGUGCAAGUGGGAACACUGUGCACACGGGGUCCUCCCCGCAUUUUAGAGGCCCCUGUGGCCUCCCUGUGUAGCACAGGCCGAACUGAGGCCUAGCCUACUGGUGCUGCAGCCAACAGAGUGGGUCUGUGGUCUGUGUCUACUGAUGCCAAGCAUGAGCUGGGCAGAAAGGAGGGCUCCCCUUCUAGACCCAGAACCCCCAGGCCCGCCCUACGAUCCUGGGAGACUUAGCAGACUAAGUCGAGGGCCAGGGCAGCUCUGGAGCUUCCGUGUGGGACAGCGAGGUGCGAUGUGUGGGUUUAACUUAUUAGCCAGCAGGCUUCCCUAGUCACCUGCCUCUGGCCGCGGCUGAGCCCAGUGCUCACGCAGCCUGGCUUCCACAUGUCUGUCUGUUUCUUAGGGGUGGGGUCUGGGAGCGCUGUGAAGAUCGGUCUCUGGAGACACACUAAGCAGCAUGGACGGUUGGGUUCCCGGCAGGGGUUAGCCCUUACCUGUGGGUAUGGUCUGACCAAGGCAAACACCACAUUUGGCUGACCCUUAAGCCGAGACACCUGCUCCAUGCCUCCCAGUGUGGCACUGUAAUAUAACCCCCCACUAACCUGUCUGACAGUGCAUCUUCCUACAGACAGAACAAGCGCGCAACUUUUAUAUGAAAGAAAAAUAAACAGACAAAAGCCA